AUGUCAUCCGGAAGGAGCAAAGCUGUAGCUGUCGGGUUGGGAACGAACACGGAAUCCACCGAGAACGCCAACGUGAUAGGGGAGAGCGAGGGAUGUCCAGUAAAUCUAACCCACGAGACAAGCGACCUUUCAGAAGUCAAUAUCAUUGUUGACCUCGAAAAGGGACACAUCGGCCAUGGCCCGAGCCGGUGGCAUGGCAGGUUUCACCCUCGUGUUGUAUUGCCCAAGCAAGUGGUGCGCUGCCCCAUAACCAACCUCCCCAUUGAAGAUGGAAUUGUAAGCCCCACAGAUGGGCUCACUUACGAGCGAGACUCGGUUCAGAGAAGGGAUUGCGAGAGCGCAUUGGACUAUUACCCCAACCGAGCCCUGAUGGAGUACCUGGCACCAGUCACUGACCCGCUCAAGGAAAUUCAACCAAGCAGCAACGAAAGAGGUGUCUUCCUUUGCCCAAUCACACAGGACUUGCUGCGAGAUCCAGUCAUUGACCCAGAAGGCUACACCUUUGAGCGAAACGCCGUUGAAGAAUGGAUUCGGAACCAUGGAGUCUCGCCCAUCACACGCAAACCACUACAUGUGGAUGAUCUAUACCAAAAUACCACGCUGCUAGCUGUGCUGAUACGGGAAGUACAACGACAAACGGACAUGGGAAUAAUCAAGGAGUGCGAUGCAAUCAACGAAUGGAAGAAAGACAUAAAAUCUGGUUCUACAGGACCAAACUAUCAGCUCAAACGCUCAAGCAGCGGCACCUGUGCCGGCAGGCCGCACCGCGAGUCUCAGGACUCCGACAUCGACGAUCCUGACUUCUUAAGACGGGCAGGGAUAUGGAGUGCCCUGGUUGUCAUUACUGUGGUUGCAUUGAUGAAUAUGCAGAGGUUCAACGCAACAUCCGUCGUUAUUGUGUUCUUGGUUAUUGUAUUGUUUGUUCUGCUGUUCUACCCGGGCCUGACACCAUCAGCAUCAACAACAACAAAUCACCCCACAACGUCGGCUACGAGUACGCAGACAUGA
Molecule: messenger RNA, 1008 nt
Organism: Seminavis robusta
Lineage: Eukaryota; Bacillariophyta; Bacillariophyceae; Naviculales; Naviculaceae
Source: the annotation of a GenBank genome assembly